Molecule: messenger RNA, 852 nt
Organism: Trematosphaeria pertusa
Lineage: Eukaryota; Fungi; Ascomycota; Dothideomycetes; Pleosporales; Trematosphaeriaceae
Exons: 2
Coding region: 1-852 (283 amino acids)
Biological process (GO): spindle pole body duplication; protein import into nucleus
Cellular component (GO): nuclear outer membrane; nuclear pore transmembrane ring
Source: RefSeq, a predicted model, not a curated record
AUGAGCCAGCUCGUCAAGGUGGCAUCACCUGCUACCCCUACAGCUCCGGCCACACCGGCAUCACAAAAGGCGCAGGAUCUCACACCUGCUGGCGCCUGGAAACACCCAAAAUUCGACGAGAUCGCGCGCCGGCAGUACGCAACCACCUUCGACGAGCGCAACGUGAAGAUCAUACUCGCAAAUGCCGCCCUCUUGCUGCUCUCUAGCGUAGCAUCGUCGGUCACCACACAGGUAGCCCUGCUCCGUGCCCUCGCGAAGCCGCUGGUUGCUCUAAUCCAUACCGUCCCCUACAACGAAUGGAUCACCCUGACGAUUCGCCUCGUUCUCCUCGCGAACAUUGUCGUCGCCCUGUUACCGCUUGCUCGCCGCUACUACCCUGAUGACCUCGCCGACAUCCCUCUCACUCCCUCGCAGCGCCAGGUUAUGGGCCUCAAGCCCGGCGAUGGGACCCCGCAGACACCAGGCUCAGCGUAUGCGUCCCCAAACUACGUCACGCCGCCUCGGUACCAGAAGUCGACUCCCCGGAGCAGCUUCGGCACCCCCGGCGAGCGUGGGUCGCAGUCCCCUUUGUCCGGCAGCCCCCGCGCAAGCAUGGCAAAGUCGACUUCGAACUCCCCCUUCUCGCCGAGCACAGGCAGUCCGCUGUUUCAGAAGGCUAUUGGUGGAGGAUCGGCAACGAAGCGUCUGAGCUAUGGGGGCAGUCCGCUGAGCAGCAGCUUCUUUGGCGACAGCAGUUCGAGCGCUACGCCAGGGACACCGACACCGGUGCAGGGCAAGGCGAGCGUGGGCCUGAAUAACAAGUGGCUGUAUGAGAAGCGGAGGGACAGCCCGCGCAGCAGCUUGUUCAACUGA